UGCCUGGCGCACGAGGAGAUUGUUGUGUUGCUGGUGUUGUUCAUAGUGUGAAGGGCUGGAGGAGAGAGCAAAGAGGAGACUGAGCAGGGUGGCUUUACACACCCCGCUGCCUUACUGUCUGGUAGAUGUGUGGCUCAAGUGUUCGAGGUAGGCAACACACACACUCUCGCUUUGACUCACACACUCAAGUUUUUCGUGGCGGUGUGCAGACGUGAUGAGUAUAUGAGUGCUCGAAGGGAUCCUGAUGAGGCCUAAGGUCAUCUCCGACAGUCUCAAGGACGUGGCAGAGGGGGAGCAGUGCGGCGCCGGCAAGGGAUGGACGAUGAGUUUGCCCCGCUGCCCAAUGGUGCGGCUCAGGGUGUGUCGCUUCACCUUCAGGGGUCUGGUGUUUUUCACGGUGGCGGUGGCGCUGCUGUAUGGUUUCCUGCUCAUGGAUGGGGCGCGAUCUGCAGGAAAGCCACCCUGGCUGGAGCUCAACACCUGCUCGCCGAGGAACAACGUCGCCUUUCUCAAAACCCAUAAGUGUGCGUCCUCCGCCAUCCAGAACAUUCUCUUCCGCUAUGGCGACAAACACAACCUCCACUUCGCACUGCCGGUCACGGGGAACUACUUUGGCGGUGGAAGACACAUUUUUGAAGCUGGUAUGGUCCGGUUCUCGCCCUUCAACAAGGUGACGCCCAACAUCUUCGCCAUUCACACCAAGUGGAACUACGAGGAGGUGAAAAAAGUCAUGCCUGAAGACACCGUCUACUUCACCAUUGUCAGGGAACCCACGGCCCUCUUCCAGUCCCUCUUCGAUUACGCCAGUAUUGGGGAAAGAGCAGGCGGCCUGACGCUGGACGAGUACGUGAGGCGGAACCUCAUUGACGCCAGCAGAACUGACGGCUACGUGGGCUACAACCAGAUGACCUGGGACCUUGGGAUGCCGCUGGAGGACAUGAGCAACCUUACUGCCACCCGUGAACUGGUGCGGCGGGCAGACGCGCAGUUCGGGCUGGUGCUGGUGGCGGAGCGGAUGGACGAGUCGCUGGUGUUGCUGGCCAAGUACCUGUGCUGGGAGCUGCGCGACGUGCUGGUGCUGCGGGUCAACUCCCUCAGGGACGAGUUCAAGUCUUCCAUCAGUGAGGAGUCGCGGCAGGCGCUGCAGCAGAGGCUCGCCCCGGACUACCUGCUGUACAACCACUUCUUGGAAAGGUUUGACCAGCAGGUGGAGGCGUUCGGGCGGCGCAGGAUGGCGGCGGAGGUGGCCAGGCUGCGGGAGCUGAUGGCGCUGCUCGUCACCACUUGUAACUUCGUUAGGAAGGAAGCCUCGGGUCUCAGUGGGAAGCAGAAGCCGUGGUCCAAUAAGGUGGACGGGUUCCAGGCUGGAGAGGCAGGGGGAAGCUGCGGCUCGUACACCCUCGCUGAGUUUCACUUCCUGGAUGCGCUGAGGAACAAGCAACAGAAGUUCAUAGAGAAAAAGUUUGGACUUCCGCCGGGGCCUCCCAUCGGCGCCAUACCUCUGGGAGCGCAGGCGAUCGGGAAGCUGAACCCCAAAAAGAUGCGGAAAAGUUUAGCACCAAAGAAGAUGGGAAGUGACAGAAAAAGUGCUGCGGGCGGCGAGUGAAGGGAGCAAGGAUGAGAAGGGAGGGAGGGAGGGAGGGAGG
Messenger RNA from Scylla paramamosain (green mud crab), 1646 nucleotides. Its product is annotated as galactosylceramide sulfotransferase-like. Gene Ontology annotation, cellular component: membrane. Lineage: Eukaryota; Metazoa; Arthropoda; Malacostraca; Decapoda; Portunidae. The record is from RefSeq and is a predicted model, not a curated record. Bases 245 to 1606 code for a protein of 453 amino acids. Gene Ontology annotation, biological process: glycolipid biosynthetic process. Gene Ontology annotation, molecular function: galactosylceramide sulfotransferase activity. The transcript is spliced from 10 exons.